GGCACCUAACCUUGAGUUGCGAGCUCUGAACCAAAUAGAAUUUUAUCAAUAAUUUGCUUUGCCCUGCGGAAACCUGGAGGAGGAUGGAUUUCGAAGAAAAUCUAGUCAAACGACAAAAUUCCACCGAGUAUUUUGAUACCGUGGUCGGCCACAUUGAGGACAUUGUGAUUGGCGAGGAGUUCCAGACGAUGGUCAACCAGUUUAUGGACUGCUACUACCACCUCUUCGACCACGGUGAGGAGAACAAGAUCAUCUACACGGAAAUCUACCAGAAGUACACCAAUCUGAUCGAGACGUUCAUCGUGGAGAGCUUGAACGACAAGAUGAGCUACUUCGACAUGGAUCUGUUUGCGCUCGAGUUGGAGAACAAAAAGUCCCAACUGGAUGGGGAAAUAUUCGAACUGCUGUACACUCUGACGGAUUUCCUCGCCUUCAAGGACAUGGUGCUGGACUACAAGGCCUUCAAGGAGGGAGUGUACGACGAUCUGAGCAAGGAUUUCAGCGUUACGAGUCUGCAGCAAAAGUAAUUCUCUCAAUCGGUAUUUUAAUUAGACUUAGAGGAGCGUGACAUACUGGACUUACACUAAGGAUGUGACUUAUUGGCAAUAAACAAAAAUUGAAGGAG
This is a messenger RNA of Ochlerotatus camptorhynchus, 625 nucleotides long. RefSeq names its product ADP-ribosylation factor-like protein 2-binding protein. The coding region runs from base 84 to 527 and encodes 147 amino acids. Gene Ontology annotation, biological process: positive regulation of tyrosine phosphorylation of STAT protein; maintenance of protein location in nucleus. Gene Ontology annotation, cellular component: mitochondrial intermembrane space. Lineage: Eukaryota; Metazoa; Arthropoda; Insecta; Diptera; Culicidae. The record is from RefSeq and is a predicted model, not a curated record. The transcript has 2 exons.